AUGAGCUUCAGCACGGGUGGUGCCAUGUGGUCGCGCAAGGAUCAACCCCUCGAGAGCGACCACACCGCUGCGCCCCAUCACGGUCGACCGUUCGAUAGCCGUCGGUCGCCGCGACCCGAGGGACGGGGGCGAGGCCGAGGGGACGCGUCGACCACUGACUCUCCGAAGCAGCAGCAGGCGCCGACCACCGAACAGCGCGAAGGAACGACAGACGCCGACAGCAAGGCGACGACGGAGCAGCAGCAGCCAGCGACACGACCAGAGGAAACGCCGGCGAAGGAGCUUGUCGCUUCCGCCGAAGCCACCACCACCAAGACGGAGAAGGAGGCCCCCAGCAGGAAGAAGCCGCAGCAGAAGUCGGAGCGUCAGCAGCAGCAUACCAGGCUGGAGGACAUGCCCAUCGGCGCCGGCGUCGUGGUCAUCACCGAGCAGCCCGGCAUCGAGCACGGCGGCGACGGCGACUUCAUCGCCGUCCGCUCCCACAACAACAAGAAGAAGGCGGCGGGCGGCAAGCCUGAGCCCGAGCCCGUCGAGGCCCCGGCCACGAGGGACGUCCCUAAGGGCGCCAAGCCGGCUGCCGCCUUCCGCGGCGACUCCAGGGCCACCAAGUCCUCGGAUGCGAUCGCGACCGUCACCGUGGGCGGCCGCCGCCGCCAGGAGGGCAAGUUCCGCGGCGAUCGCGCCGAGUCAUCCGACGCCAUCGCCGUGGGCGCCAGGGGCGCACGAUCCCAGUCGCGCGACCGACGUCGCGAGGACUCGGGUGCCGCCAAGGGCACUGGCAAGGCCUCGGGCCGGAAGCACCAGGAGCAGCCGGCCCGCGCAGCCGCGACCCCGCCCGUCCCCGAUGCGGAGAAGGUGGUGCCGAAGGCCCCGCCGGCUGCGCCCGUGUGGUCGACCCCCACCAAGCCGAUCGUCUCCUUCGCCCAGAUCCAGGCCGAGGAGCAGGAGAAGCAGACCACGCACCCGACCACUACGGCGCCUGAAGCCGCCGCUACUGCCGCCGCGCCGGUGGUCGAGGAGAAGCCGAAGAAGACCCGAAGCCGCGAGCGCAAGGACAAGAAGCCCGCCCGCGAGCGCACCGGCGGCAAGCCCGCCGCCGUCGCAGCCGCUGUCGCCACCAGCGAGGCUCCCGCACCUCAGCCCACAGCGGAGCAGUCUGCUGGCCCUGCGGCUGCGGCUGCCGCGCCCGUGGCGGCGACCCAGCUCACGAGCUUGCCCGCGCCCGCGCCCGUCGCCGACGGCCCAACAACGGCCACGCCGGCCGCGGCCAGCCCUACGGCGGUUACGGUCGCUAGCGCUGCGGUGCCGGAGACUCCGCUAACCGCCCUUCCGCAGAGGACAAACCAGCGGAAGCGCGGCGAGCGGCCUUCUCAGCAGCUCUACCAGCGCAAGACCCCCACCGCGGUGUCAUCAUCGCCAUCGCCCGUCCGCAGCGCCACCACUGCCGAGAAGGACGGAGGAGGCCAGCAGGCGACACCCUCCGCCCCUGCGCCGGUCACCGCCGCCACCACCGCGAUCGAACGGCCGCAGCCGCAGCCCACGCCGGCUUUGAGCCCCGUGCUGGCUAUCAGGCCGGUCGCGGCCACGUCCCCGCCGCCGGCCGCGGCCCCUCAGCACCACCAGCAGCCGCUUCAUCACGAGUCGACCCCCACCCGGCCCACACAGCCGUUCUACCGGCCACCGCCGGCUGGCGGCCGCGGCGGCUUCGGUGGCGUCGGCCCAGCGGCCGGCGGCGUCGUGCGCGGGCCCUUCCAGUCGCCCGUGGUUCACAAGCAGCACCAGCACCCGCGGGUGGCCCAGCCCGCGCCCGGCGUGGCGGCUGCGCUGCAGCCGCAGCCGGUCAUGCUCUCGUUCGGGUCGUUCCCGGCCACGCCCGCCGUGCCGACGCCGGUGGGCGCGGGUCCCAUCAUCCCGCCCGCGAUCCUGCCCCUCGACUUUGCCCCGUUGCAGCCGCCCGCCGCCCGCCCGCAGCCCCCACAAUCGACCGCGCCGCAGCCGACUCCGCCGACCACGUCGACCACCACCAGCUCCAGUUCUUCGUCCGCGGCCACCAGCGGCAACGGGGUGUACACGACGACCCCCGUUCACCGCGGCUAUGGUGCUCAGCACUAUGCGCGCGGCCACGUGUCGGGGGUGCCGAAGCCGGCGAUGUCGCCCACGGUGGGACCUCACACCGCCUACCCGGCGGCGCGCGCCUACCAGCACCACGCCCCGGGGUACGGCCACCACGACUCGUCGGGCCGGGGCCGGGCCAGCAGCAACCGAUCGGACUACCACGCGCGACCGUCGCCGCCCUCUACUGCGGGCGCCGCGACUCCCCAGACCUCCACUGCGUCGCCGGUCUCGCCGGUGACGACCACGACGCCCUCUUCGCCGGCGCCGGCGAUGUCGCUGCCCGCUGACGUCAGCAACGGAGGUGGUGGCGGUCGAGGCCGGAGCAGCAGUAACAGCCCGAGCACCAAGCGUGGGCGGCCCGCGUCAGCCUACGGGUCGCCGCUGAACGGACACCGCCCCGCCGCCGGCAGCAGCAGUAGCCCGCAACAGCAGCCGCAGUACCAACAGCAGCAGCACGUGCCUUCGCCAUCGAUGGGUGGUAGAGGAAGAGGAGGUCGCGGGCGGGGAGGCAAGUUCGGCUCCUCUUCGCCUGCGCUCGGCUCUCCGUCGCUCUCCUCGCCUGCCACGCUCCCAACGGUCUCUCCGUCGCCAUCGUCGGCGUCGGCAUCGCCAGCCACGGCUCGCGCUCCUUCUUCUACUGCUGCCGCCUCGUCGUCACCCGCGUCUGUGUCGGCGCAGCAUCACCACCACCCGCCGCAGAGGAAGCAGCAGGUUUGGCGAAAGGCCCAGCGAGAACACGGCGAGACAACGGCGACGACAUCAGGCGCGCCCGUAACGCCAUCAUCCACCGUAACGAAAGCCGAGUGA
This is a messenger RNA of Acanthamoeba castellanii str. Neff, 2922 nucleotides long. RefSeq lists its product as uncharacterized. The coding region runs from base 1 to 2922 and encodes 973 amino acids. The transcript is spliced from 4 exons. The record is from RefSeq and is a predicted model, not a curated record. Lineage: Eukaryota; Discosea; Longamoebia; Acanthamoebidae.